AUGAGUUACGUACUUUCAGUGUUUUUGAAGGAGCUGCCUGGCUACGUUCUCUUUGGUGGGAUCUUUAUGCCUGUGACUUUACUCCUGCUGCUGCUCAUUGCCUACUUCAGGAUCAAACUAUUAGAAGUUAAUGAGGAACUGGCCAUGGCACAAGACCCCGGAAAGGUCUUCCUGAAUGCCCAUGGCCAGUGGCAGAAACCUGGGAGAUCUGGACAAAAAAGGAACAAAUGCAAGAACUGA
This is a messenger RNA of Cariama cristata (Red-legged seriema), 240 nucleotides long. It is a transcript of the gene SMLR1, whose product is annotated as small leucine-rich protein 1. The record is from RefSeq and is a predicted model, not a curated record. The transcript has 2 exons. Bases 1 to 240 code for a protein of 79 amino acids. NCBI's taxonomy places the organism in Eukaryota, Metazoa, Chordata, Aves, Cariamiformes, Cariamidae.